AUGCAUCUUCGCCAUGUAGCGACCCAGCAGUCUCGCCGAAUACUACGGCGGUACCCCUUCUUGCAGCGCAUCUCCAUCGUCACAUCCCUGGUCACCCUGGUCUGGAUCUAUGCUGUAUGGUAUGGAGAAAGGACGCUGUUCAGCAAGCAUAUCAAGGCCUGUCAAUGGGACAAGUGGGAGAGGUGGCCGGCUGGAGCUACACCACAUCAUCUGGUCUUGAUCGCGGAUCCUCAGUUGGUGGAUCCACAUACAUAUCCUGGACGACCAUGGCCGUUAUCUACAGCUACAGAACGAUACACGGAUCUCUACAUGGGUCGCAACUUCCGGCUGAUCAAUGCCAAUCUUGACCCGAGCUCCAUCGUCUUCCUGGGAGAUCUAUUCGAUGGUGGAAGAGAGUGGGCUCCUAGCAGGGCCAAGCCGCUCAAGAGCUCCCAGAGGAGAAUGCUGCAGAGGCUUGGCGUCAUGAAGGAGGACAAGGUCGAGAAGAGAAGUAUGGAGAGCUUCCGCAAAGCUGUGUCCAUGCCUCAUGAUCAUGUCAUUGAGAAAAAGGAUCACUUCCUUACACCCAGUGGUCGUGAUCUGAAACAGUUCGUGCAUGGCGAGAAGGGUAGAUGGUCUACAUGGGGUCAACAGCAGUGGGAGACCGACUUAAGGAGAUUCAGCCAUAUCUUCUUCGAUACAGAUCAGCUGUAUCCGGAUGGACUAGCACGAGAACGAUUUGCUGCGUAUGAGGUGCGAGCAGACGACGUUAGUGUUGAGAAUGGCGCCAACAAUGUGACGUGGAAUGAAUAUGCUACAAUGGGAGGGAAGCAGCGCCGAGUGAUCGCCAGUCUGCCCGGCAACCAUGAUGUUGGUUUCGGCAUGGGUGUACAGUUACCACUCCAAGAUCGAUUCAAGCUGCUUUUCGGCGAAAGCAACCGAAUCGACGUCAUUGGCAAUCACACUUUCGUCAGUCUUGAUACGCCGUCACUGUCGGCAUUCAGUCAGUUCCUGCCGGAAGGUGGCGAGACGCAACCAGCUCAAGCGACAGAGUUGAUGUAUCUCUGGCAGCCUGCCAAUGACUUUAUGGAGAACCUACAAGUACCUGCUGAGAAGUACGUACAUGAUACUCUGCAGAGCUACUAUCCGUCGCAGAACGCUGAUCUCGGCCAUCUACAUGAUGUCCUCGACACGAGCGACGAGCGUACUCCGCGCGAAAAGGGUCUUCGCUCGCGUACACAGCUGCCAGUAAUCCUGCUCACUCACGUUCCAUUAUACCGCGACCCAGAGACAGACUGCGGAGCACAGCGAGAACGAGGGCAUGCACUUUCCAUCUCAGCUGGCUACCAAUACCAGAAUGUUGUGACCAGGUCACUCUCAAACACCAUAGUAUCGCACGUCUCCAAAGCAGGCGACAUAGCACAUGUCUUUUCCGGUGACGAUCACGACUACUGCGACAUCUCACACCGAUACAACAUCGGCCAAGCACAAAAGCCUGCCAACGAUGCAAGUCGAACCACACCAGGUCUGACAAAUGUAAAAGAGAUCACAGUUAAGAGCUUCAGCUGGGCCAUGGGAGUUCGGAAACCCGGUUUCCAGCUCGUCAGUCUGUGGAACCCUGUCGACGCCGAGGGCAAGACAAUCGGCACCCCACUUCCUACCAUACAGACGCAUAUGUGCCUGUUGCCCGACCAGCUAGGCAUCUUCCUCGACUACGCCACGUUACUCGGCGGCACCGUAGUAGUCCUGCUUCUCCGAGCAAUUGUCCUCGGUCUACGCUACAAAGGCAACGAAGACUCUGGAAUGCCCCAAAGCCCUCUAAGCCCCUUCGUCCUCCCACGCUACCAGGGCAAAUCAAACGGCACCGCCAAUGGCUUCGCCACGAAGCAAGAAGGCAAGACCAAAGGCCGGCACCGCGCCGCCUCGACCUCCCUCGAGUCAGCUCUGAAUAGCAGCACGAAUCUCGGCGUUCAAAGAAGCUAUACAGCACGGACCCGCUCCGUCUCCCCAGCCGUAAACUCAUACACUCCCAACAGCUCCGCAUACGUACUCCCCAGCACCUCUCAAGACCAGCAGAAUAGUGCUCCGCUGAUCGAGAAGGCGGGAUUCUAUCCUACUGUCAGAUGGCUCGACCCUAAUGACGAUAUCGACUCGGAUGAAGAGAGCCAUAUUGGCGCUGUCUCAGACGUGGGUGAGGGGAAGGACGAGGAGGAAGAUAGUCAGGCAAAGUGGAAGCGGAGGCGACGGACACCGAGUAAAGCUCGCGAGGCGGUGGGGGAGUUCUUUGCCAGUUUGGGGGUUGUUGGAGUGCCGUGUUUAUGCUGCAUCGCACGUCGGGACUUCGUGUGUCAAUCUGAGUAG
This is a messenger RNA of Recurvomyces mirabilis, 2340 nucleotides long. RefSeq lists its product as uncharacterized. Gene Ontology annotation, cellular component: endoplasmic reticulum. Bases 1 to 2340 code for a protein of 779 amino acids. Gene Ontology annotation, biological process: GPI anchor biosynthetic process. Lineage: Eukaryota; Fungi; Ascomycota; Dothideomycetes; Mycosphaerellales; Teratosphaeriaceae. The transcript has 2 exons. The record is from RefSeq and is a predicted model, not a curated record.